Penicillium daleae is the source of this 1749-nucleotide messenger RNA. RefSeq lists its product as uncharacterized. Gene Ontology annotation, molecular function: zinc ion binding; DNA-binding transcription factor activity, RNA polymerase II-specific. Gene Ontology annotation, biological process: regulation of DNA-templated transcription. Bases 1 to 1749 code for a protein of 582 amino acids. Lineage: Eukaryota; Fungi; Ascomycota; Eurotiomycetes; Eurotiales; Aspergillaceae. The transcript has 4 exons. The record is from RefSeq and is a predicted model, not a curated record.
AUGUUGCGUAGCUCAACGCCUGAACAGCAUCGGCGGAAGAGAGUUCGUAAAGGAACAAAGAGCUGCUGGGAGUGCAAGCGGCGAAAGAUCAAGUGUAUUCCAUCCCCGGAAUCUUCUGUUUGCACUGGUUGUCUUGAGAGAAGCACGUCUUGUCUAAGUCAGGCGUUUGUGGAUGAUGAUCCAUCACACCAUGCCGAGGACCCCAUGUUGGCUCGCCGUAUGGCUAGGGUGGAGUCAUUGCUAGAAAAGCUGAUGGAGAGGAUGCCCCAGGGUCAAAGUGGUGACAGCUUGACUCCUGUAUCUCAUCCGGUAACGGCGAACCAGGCUAGACCUCUUUUUGCAUCACAGGCAGAUGAUUCCCGGGCGCAGGCUGGUAAUGUCACCUCUCAUGACGACAUCACUGCAAGCAUCGAAGGAGUUGAGUGUCUGGCACUUCAAGGAAUAUACGAGGUCAAUGCUGGUAACCUUCGGAGAUCAUGGCUCUCUUACCGAAAUGCCGUCGCAAUAUCCCAGCUUCUUGGUUUACACAGAGCGGCCGCCAAGGCGUCUUCGGAAACCCAGGAAUCGACGGAGACAAGAAGAAAUCAUCUGUGGUAUCAGGUUUCGAGAGGAGAGCGUUACCUCUCUACCUUACUCGGCGUACCAUCUGCAACAGGAUCAACUGUUCUUCCUUUCGAUGACGACGCUACUUGGCUUUCACCGGAAGACGUCUAUCACAAGCAUUUAUAUCACAUAGCCGGACUCAUACUGGUUCGCAACCAAGAAGAUUCCACACAUUCGUUUUCAACCACCCAGAGAAUUGGCGAACAACUCGAUGCGCUCGCAGACCAAAUGCCGUCAACAUGGUGGGAGGUUCCCACCAGCAUCCCAAGCAACCGCACGAAAGAAGCAUCCAAACAGUUUGAGCGAGUAAUGUGCCAAAUAUGGCACUUCGAGCUGGAAGCUCUGUUACACCUACCAUUCAUGCUACGCGCAGCGAACGAUCGACGCUAUGAAUAUUCGCGUGUCUCUGCCCUCAACGCCAGUCGGAGCCUAGUCAAGAGAUGGCUUGCCAUUCGUGAGAGUCAGAGCACCUUUUACUUCUCUAAUCUCCUCGAAUUCGAGGCUUUCACUGCAGCGAUUACGCUCCUACUAGGGCUCCUGGGACAGGACCAAAGUAUGAACAGGGGCGACUCUCAGGAACGGGACGAGGAUUCUCGCAUUGUAGAGACGGUUGUCCACAACUUAGUGAGGCUCAAGCAGCAGGGUUCUGGUAUGUCUGUGGGGGAUCAAAGUAUCUCGGUUAUUCGUACACUUCAACGUUUCCUUUAUAAAGAAAAUUUCUCCGGAGCCCUGACACUUGAAAUUCCCUUCUUUGGAACGAUCAGGAUCGCACAUAUGGGCGCGGUACAACCGCUGGAAGGGGAGCGGAUCCUUGGGGCUAACCGGCGCCAAAACACUUCACUGCCUCGACCUGCAAAAUUGGCGCCGCCUUCUUCAAAAUUGGGAACUGGCUACUCUCAUGAUUGGGUCUCCUCUCGAGAAACACCAGUCCUGCCUGAACUGGUUGAACGUGGAGAGGUUUAUACUGAACAAGAUGUAGCGGGAAAUGCCACGAUUUUGCAAUUCUCUGGUGGUUAUCUUCAACUUCCUGAUAUGCCGGACGUUCAAAGUGGUCGUGAAACAAAUGAGUGGCCAGACCUAGAAAGGGAUAUGAUAUUCUUCUACAGUCUGGUGAAUACUGAUCUGGUGGGUAAUUGGACGUUCUAA